Molecule: messenger RNA, 282 nt
Organism: Vicia faba (fava bean)
Lineage: Eukaryota; Viridiplantae; Streptophyta; Magnoliopsida; Fabales; Fabaceae
Source: the annotation of a GenBank genome assembly
AUGCCAAGCGAAGAAAUUGAAAUACCUAGAGUUGAGUUGUGUAACUUUGUGUUGUAUAUUGUUGUGAUUUCUGAUGCAACAAACUUUGUGAUUUCACCUUGCGUUUCUCCUGUGGCAAGUGGUGGUCGUUGUUCUGAUGAAAGAGUACUGAUGAACGGAGGCGGAGGUCCUGAUGAGGGAGUCCUGAAACUUCCCCCGGUGGUCCUGAACAAGAAGACGGAGGCAGAGGUCCUGAUGAACGGAGGUAGAGGUCCUGAACAAGAAGACGAUGGCAAGUGGUGA